AUGCCUUCUUACACAUACAUCAACCUCGACUCGUGCUUUGCUACUGGCAUCGUACUCGUUGUUCUUUCUGUACUAACGGUUGUCUUGAGACUAUUCCUGCGAUGGAGGUCUUCAAACAAGCUGAGAGACGUCAUCUGGAGCAAGCAUAUUGAUGAUCUCUUCUGCGUUCUUGCACUUCCACCAACAAUCGGUGUCGCAAUAGUGAUGAUCUAUGGGUCUAGUAAAGGCGUCUUCGGUGGUCACAAUGAUCCUACUCACAUUGAGGGAUGGAUCUUCAGCACUACACCAACCCUGGUAAUUUUGGAGAAGAUGGUGUACAUCAUCUUCAUCAUGCAGCCGCUAGCUCUUGGCUUCAUCAAGCUAGCUUUCCUGUUCUUCUACCGACGUAUCUUUGUGUUCCGCUCGUUCCAGAUAACCUCGUUGAUCUUCGUGAUCCUCACAGUCAUGUGGAUGAUAGCCUUCUUCCUUGGCUUCAUUUUCGACUGUCGUCUGAACUUCUCUGCCAACUGGGGAUCGCUUGCUAGCAUUGGCGAAAACUGCCCCUUUGGAUUUGAGGCGACGAUUGCCUUCACAAUCACGGAUGCUAUCUUUGAUUUGUGUAUUCUGGUGCUCCCAUUGCCCUGGAUCUGGAAGCUCCAAAUGCCCAACACCCGCAAAGUUCAGUUAUGCGGUGUGUUCCUGCUCGGAGGCUUCGCCGUCGCAGCCGCCAUCAUUCGCAUGGUUAUUUGUAUCGAGCAAAACACGCCUAGCAAUGCUGUGGAUCAACAAUACAUCAUGGGCAUGCCCACUUGGGACAUCAUCGGCAUCACCUCCCACGGUCUCUACUGGACCGUAGUCGAGACCAACGUUGCCCUUAUCGCCUGCUGUCUCCCCACUCUUCGACCCAUCCUCAGCAUGGCAGCUUUCGGCACCGUCCUCGCUUCAUUUGGAUCCUUUCUCCAGGGUCUUGGGUCCAAGAUGGGCUCCAGCAAGGGAACUACGCAAAACUCUACCGGCUCAAGUGGCACCGGCAAGUUCAGCAAGUUCUCCGCUGCUUCCAAAAGCAGUGUAAGCAAGAAGAAGAAGCGCAACAACGACUCCCUCGACGAUACCGCCAGCGAUGUCAGCCUCGUUGAGUUGGAGAAGUCUAACGGUGUUCGGGUCGCGCACGGGGUGGCUGUCUCGCACGAAAAUUACAAUGCAUUUGACUUGGAGUUAGAGGAGAAGAAGUACUCGGGCAACGAUGCUCGUACAUCUGCCGUGUAA
This is a messenger RNA of Plenodomus lingam JN3, 1245 nucleotides long. RefSeq lists its product as uncharacterized. NCBI's taxonomy places the organism in Eukaryota, Fungi, Ascomycota, Dothideomycetes, Pleosporales, Leptosphaeriaceae. The record is from RefSeq and is a predicted model, not a curated record.